AUGUCGGACAUUGGAGACUGGUUCAGAAGCAUCCCUUUUGUCACCCGGUACUGGUUUGCUGCCUCGGUCGCUGUUCCCCUUAUUGGGAAACUAGGAUUGAUUAAUUUCAGGAACCUCCUGCUGUUUCCGGAGCUGGUCUUUAGCAGAUUUCAUCUCUGGAGACCAGUGACAGCCACCUUGUAUUUCCCAGUAACCCCUUCUACUGGGUUUCUGUACCUGGUCAACCUCUAUUUCCUCUACCAGUACUCUUCUCGGCUAGAGACAGGGGUGUUUGAUGGCAGACCUGCAGACUAUAUCUUCAUGCUCUUGUUCAACUGGAUCUGUAUUGUUAUAACUGGGUUGCUGAUGAACAUGCAGCUGCUGAUGAUCCCACUGAUCAUGUCAGUGCUCUACGUCUGGGCUCAGUUUAACAAAGACACGAUUGUGUCCUUCUGGUUCGGAACACGAUUCAAGGCACAUUAUCUACCUUGGGUCAUCCUGGGCUUCAACUUCAUCAUUGGAGGCUCGUUUGUGGACGAACUGACAGGGAACCUGGUGGGUCACCUCUACUUCUUCCUCAUGUUCAAAUACCCUGUGGACCUGGGAGGACGCUCCUUCCUCUCUACACCAGAGUUCUUGUAUCGGUUCUUCCCUAACAGGAGGGGAGGGGUGUCAGGCUUUGGAGUCCCUCCCACCAGGAGACCAGCUGCCCAGGAGCAUGCGGGAGGAGGCGGGGGAGGAGGACGUCACAACUGGGGCCAAGGCUUCCGUCUGGGGGAUGAUUGAGAGGAGAGGAGAGGAGAGAGCGCCAACCCCCUCCCCCCCUCC
Morone saxatilis (striped sea-bass) is the source of this 807-nucleotide messenger RNA. It is a transcript of the gene derl1, whose product is annotated as derlin 1. Gene Ontology annotation, biological process: endoplasmic reticulum unfolded protein response. Gene Ontology annotation, cellular component: Hrd1p ubiquitin ligase ERAD-L complex; endoplasmic reticulum membrane. Gene Ontology annotation, molecular function: misfolded protein binding; ubiquitin-specific protease binding. NCBI's taxonomy places the organism in Eukaryota, Metazoa, Chordata, Actinopteri, Moronidae. The transcript is spliced from 8 exons. The coding region runs from base 1 to 765 and encodes 254 amino acids. The record is from RefSeq and is a predicted model, not a curated record.